Chinchilla lanigera (long-tailed chinchilla) is the source of this 2079-nucleotide messenger RNA. RefSeq names its product platelet-derived growth factor alpha polypeptide (gene Pdgfa). Bases 528 to 1421 code for a protein of 297 amino acids. Lineage: Eukaryota; Metazoa; Chordata; Mammalia; Rodentia; Chinchillidae. Gene Ontology annotation, molecular function: growth factor activity; platelet-derived growth factor receptor binding. Gene Ontology annotation, cellular component: membrane. The record is from RefSeq and is a predicted model, not a curated record. The transcript is spliced from 7 exons. Gene Ontology annotation, biological process: positive regulation of phosphatidylinositol 3-kinase/protein kinase B signal transduction; positive regulation of cell population proliferation; positive regulation of cell migration.
CGCAGGGCUGCGGCUUUGUCCGGAGGGUGGGCGGCCGUGGCGCGAGGGGGGGAGGCGGUGUUAAUCCACAGGAGGGAAGUGAUGCCUGUGUGGGCGGAAUCCUCGGCUCCCCUCCCAUCAGGUGUCUCCUAGUGUCCAGGGCACAAGGUCUAGCUUUGGGGUCCACAAGACACCCCCCUAUACAACCGGCAGCAUGCCCCCUUGAAGGAGAGCACCUCGGCUAGCCGUCGGGUUGCAUUCCCACCUGUCUAGGCGGGUGUAAUCCACGCGCGCCCUUUUUUGAGAAAGGAGAGCGAACCGUCCAGCCGCGGUCCGAACCGGGUCUGUGCCUUGCUCCCCGCAACGCGCUCGGUGCUGCGCCUUGGCCGGAGGUGGCGCUCUGUGCACCCGGAUUCCGACGCAGAACCCAGGGGUUGCUCAGUAGCCUCUCUUUUCUCUUCGUUCCGUCCAGCCCCAGUUCCCGGCUCAGGAAGUGGCCUGGCUUCUCGCGAGGGAGUGGGUACUUGGCACAGGGCCUCAGGGUGGGGAUGAGGCAGGCUGCAGCCCCCCUCUCGGAUCUGGGUUUCUUCCCACCUCGAAAUGUGGUGGAGGCUCCUCAAGCAGGUGCCCCAGGCUUCGGAUCUUGGGCGGGGGCGCGUGGCAGCCGCCAGGAGCCCGGCUGGAGCGCCCGCCCCGCGGCCUCGCCUCCCCGCCGAGCCGCCAGCGCCUCGGGACGCGAUGAGGACCUGGGCUUGCUUGCUGCUCCUCGCCUGCGGAUACCUCGUCCAUGCCCUGGCCGAGGAAGCCGAGAUCCCCCGCGAGCUGAUCGAGCGGCUGGCUCGCAGUCAGAUCCACAGCAUCCGGGACCUCCAGCGACUCCUGGAGAUAGACUCCGUAGGAACCGAGGAUGCCUUGGAGACCAGCCUGAGAGCCCACGGGCCCCAUGCCACCAAGCAUGCUCCCGAGAAGCGACCUGUGCCCAUUCGGAGGAAGAGGAGCAUCGAGGAAGCCAUUCCUGCGGUCUGCAAGACCAGGACAGUCAUUUACGAGAUACCUCGGAGCCAGGUGGACCCUACAUCUGCCAACUUCCUGAUCUGGCCGCCGUGUGUGGAGGUGAAGCGCUGCACCGGCUGCUGCAACACCAGCAGUGUCAAGUGCCAGCCCUCGAGGGUCCACCACCGGAGUGUCAAGGUGGCCAAAGUGGAGUAUGUCAGGAAGAAGCCAAAGUUGAAAGAGGUCCAGGUGAGGUUAGAGGAACACCUGGAGUGUGCAUGUGCGACCUCCAGCCUGAAUCCAGACCAUCGGGAAGAGGAGACGGAUGUGAGGUGAGGAUAACCCAGCAGCCCUCUCCUGGGACACGGAUGUACAUGGCGUGUUACAUUCCUGAACCUACUAUGUACGGUGCUUUAUUGCCAGCGUGUGGUCUUUGUUCUCCUCUGUGAAAACUGUGUCCAAGAGCACCCUGGAGAACAAAGCAACAGUGUGCAUUUGUUCAGUGUGACAUCAAAGCACGUAUUGUAGCACUCCGAGAGACAGCAGAAGCCUCCUUGUCAGUGAGAGAGAAAACAAACCACAAAACAUGACAAAAACAAACUGGACUCACAAAAAAUAUCUAUGCGGUGGACGGAAGGGCCGCCCCGCCUGGUGGACGCGUGGCGGCUUGCGGGGUGGAUUUCUGUCGGUGGCCACAGGUGCUCUUUGCCAAGGAUGUGGAGUUGUGGACGCUCUUGGGGCGCCAGGCUCUGCGGGGCACGUGGGACGUGGGGUGACGGGAGCAGCCGCACCAACUUGGAAACUACAACUCCUCACUGUCGCGCUUGAGUCUAUCCGGGGCCUUCCCCAGAGCCUUAAGUGGGUGUUUUGUUUUGUUUUGUUUUAUUUUAUUUUAUUUUUUACACCAUAAAGUGAUUAAGCUUUCCUUUUUACUCUUUGCCUAGCUUUUUUUUUUUUUUUUUUAAUUAUCUCUUGGAUGACAUUUACACCGAUAACACACAGGCUGCUGUAACUGUCAGGACCGUGCCACGUGUGUGUUCCCUAGCAGGAUGCAACUAAUGAGAUGUAUUAAAAUAAACAUGGUAUACCUACCUAUGCAUCAUUUCC